GUCUAUAUCUCGGAGCCGUUGGGUUGGUUCCUGCUAUUCCGGCGCCUCCACUCCGUCCCCUUCGGGUCUCCUGUGUGUGCAAUGGACGGCAUUGUCCCAGAUAUAGCAGUUGGUACAAAGCGGGGAUCUGAAGAGCUCUUCUCUACCUGCGUCACCAACGGGCCCUUUAUCAUGAGCAGCAACUCUGCCUCUGCAGCCAACGGGAAUGACAGCAAGAAGUUUAAAGGGGAUAGCAGGAGCUCAGGCGCCCCAUCCCGCGUGGUCCAUGUCCGGAAGCUGCCCAGUGACGUCACCGAGGGGGAGGUCAUCUCCCUGGGCCUGCCCUUCGGGAAGGUCACCAACCUGCUGAUGCUGAAGGGCAAGAACCAGGCUUUCAUUGAGAUGAACACAGAGGAGGCAGCCAACACUAUGGUCAAUUACUACACCUCUGUGGCCGCCAUGCUACGUGGUCAGCCCAUCUACAUCCAGUUCUCCAACCACAAGGAGCUCAAGACCGACAGCUCGCCCAACCAGGCACGGGCCCAGGCGGCCCUGCAGGCUGUGAACUCGGUCCAGUCAGGGAGCCAGGCCCUGGCCGCCUCGGCUGCAGCCAUGGAUGCCGGGAUGGCGAUGGCUGGCCAGAGCCCCGUGCUGCGGGUCAUUGUGGAGAACUUGUUCUACCCCGUGACACUGGACGUGCUCCACCAGAUCUUCUCCAAGUUUGGCACGGUUCUGAAAAUCAUCACCUUCACCAAGAAUAACCAGUUCCAGGCGCUCCUGCAGUACGCGGACCCUGUGAGCGCCCAGCAUGCCAAGCUGUCUCUGGACGGGCAGAACAUCUACAACGCCUGCUGCACACUGCGCAUCGACUUCUCCAAGCUCACCAGUCUCAACGUCAAGUACAACAACGACAAGAGCCGAGACUACACACGUCCCGACCUGCCUUCAGGGGACAGCCAGCCGUCCCUGGAUCAGACCAUGGCCGCAGCCUUCGGUGCACCUGGUCUAAUCUCAGCCUCUCCGUAUGCAGGAGCUGGUUUUCCUCCCACCUUUGCCAUUCCUCAAGCCGCAGGCCUCUCUGUUCCCAACGUCCAUGGUGCCCUGGCCCCUCUGGCCAUCCCCUCGGCGGCAGCCGCAGCAGCAGCAGCAGGUCGGAUCACCAUCCCCGGCCUGGCAGGGGCGGGGAACUCGGUUCUCCUGGUCAGCAAUCUUAACCCUGAGAGAGUCACACCCCAAAGCCUCUUUAUUCUCUUCGGUGUGUAUGGGGAUGUGCAGCGGGUGAAGGUUCUGUUUAACAAGAAGGAGAACGCCUUGGUACAGAUGGCGGACGGCAACCAGGCCCAGCUGGCCAUGAGCCACCUCAAUGGGCACAAGCUGCAUGGAAAGCCAGUGCGCAUCACGUUGUCCAAACACCAGAAUGUGCAGCUGCCGCGCGAGGGCCAGGAAGACCAGGGGCUGACUAAAGACUAUGGCAACUCACCUCUGCACCGCUUCAAGAAGCCGGGUUCCAAGAACUUCCAGAAUAUCUUCCCCCCAUCGGCCACCCUACACCUCUCCAACAUCCCGCCCUCAAUAUCUGAAGAUGACCUCAAGAUCCUCUUCUCCAGCAAUGGCGGCAUGGUCAAAGGUUUCAAGUUCUUCCAGAAGGACCGCAAGAUGGCGUUGAUCCAGAUGGGCUCCGUGGAGGAGGCCAUCCAGGCCCUGAUUGAGUUGCACAACCAUGACCUUGGCGAGAACCACCACCUGCGUGUGUCCUUCUCCAAGUCCACCAUCUAGGGCCCACCUGCCCGCCCGCCUGGCCCCGCCACCACUUCCGUCAUUCCAGAGAAAACGCCACUUUAAAAAAAGCAGCUGAAGUGACCUUACCACCAGAGAUUUUAUUUUUUUAAAGAGAAAUCAGUUUACCUGUUUUUAAAAAAAUUAAAUCUAAUCCACUUUCUAACCCUGCGGUGACGGGG
This is a messenger RNA of Chrysochloris asiatica (Cape golden mole), 1937 nucleotides long. It is a transcript of the gene PTBP1, whose product is annotated as polypyrimidine tract binding protein 1. The record is from RefSeq and is a predicted model, not a curated record. Gene Ontology annotation, molecular function: mRNA binding. Lineage: Eukaryota; Metazoa; Chordata; Mammalia; Afrosoricida; Chrysochloridae. Gene Ontology annotation, cellular component: nucleus. Bases 82 to 1755 code for a protein of 557 amino acids. The transcript is spliced from 13 exons. Gene Ontology annotation, biological process: regulation of RNA splicing; regulation of cell differentiation; mRNA processing.